This is a messenger RNA of Harpia harpyja (harpy eagle), 4821 nucleotides long. RefSeq names its product SEC31 homolog A, COPII coat complex component (gene SEC31A). The record is from RefSeq and is a predicted model, not a curated record. Lineage: Eukaryota; Metazoa; Chordata; Aves; Accipitriformes; Accipitridae. Bases 462 to 4247 code for a protein of 1261 amino acids. Gene Ontology annotation, cellular component: endoplasmic reticulum exit site; COPII vesicle coat. Gene Ontology annotation, biological process: endoplasmic reticulum to Golgi vesicle-mediated transport; endoplasmic reticulum organization; COPII-coated vesicle cargo loading. The transcript has 29 exons. Gene Ontology annotation, molecular function: protein binding; structural molecule activity.
CCACCGCGCGGUGGCUGGGGGUGGGAGCAGGGCCGCGGCGCGCGGCUGAGAGAUGCCGGGCAGCGGGGCCGCUGUCCGCGGGCGCUCAGCCUCGCAGAGGCGGAAGCCGCAGCCGCGCCAUGGGGCCGGGGCAGCGCCCGCCCCGGGCACAGCAUCUGCCCGCUGAGCGGCCGUGGAAUCCGGCGGCGGGAGGCGGCAGCGGAGCUGUGCUCCGGCAGCCGUGAGAGGGCCGAUCGCUGCUCCUGCCCCGAGAAACCCGGGGAGACCCCCGAAGAAGGAGGCGGCUGCACCCACCCGCUCGCUUCCCGCUCGCUUCCCGCGUAGGGAAAGGUGGAGCCCAGCUCUCCGCCGCCCGGAAGGCGCGGGGCGCGCCCGGAAACCGGCGGCGGGCGAGAGGCGGUACCGCGGCUGCCACGUUGGAGCGGGCCGGGGACGGGUGAGCGCCGAGGACGCGGAGUGAAAUGAAGCUGAAGGAAAUUGAUCGUACUGCCAUGCAGGCAUGGAGCCCUGCCCAGCAGCACCCCAUUUACCUAGCCACAGGUACAUCAGCUCAGCAGCUGGAUGCCACCUUCAGUACAAGUGCUUCUCUAGAAAUAUUUGAGUUGGACUUAUCAGACCCUUCGCUGGACAUGAAGUCCUGCGCCACCUUCUCCUCCACUCACAGGUACCACAAGCUGAUCUGGGGGCCACACAGCAUGACCUCGGGUGAGAGAGUCUCGGGAGUCCUGAUUGCCGGUGGUGAAAACGGAAAUGUCAUUCUGUACGACCCAGCCAAAAUCAUAGCUGGAGACACUGAAGUAAUAAUUGCCCAGAAAGACAAGCACACGGGACCAGUAAGAGCACUUGAUGUCAACAUGUUCCAGACUAAUCUGGUGGCCUCUGGUGCUAAUGAGUCUGAAAUCUAUAUCUGGGACUUGAACAAUUUUGCCACGCCAAUGACACCAGGAGUGAAGACACAGCCUCUUGAGGACAUCAGCUGCAUUGCAUGGAACAGGCAAGUCCAGCAUAUCCUGGCAUCUGCCAGCCCUAGCGGCCGAGCUACUGUGUGGGAUCUCAGGAAGAAUGAACCCAUCAUCAAAGUCAGUGACCACAAUAACCGGAUGCACUGCUCAGGCCUGGCGUGGCACCCUGAUGUUGCUACCCAGAUGGUUUUGGCCUCAGAGGAUGACAGGCUGCCUGUGAUUCAGAUGUGGGACCUAAGAUUUGCCUCCUCGCCACUUCGUGUUCUAGAAAGCCAUACAAGGGGUAUAUUGGCCAUUGCCUGGAGUAUGGCGGAUUCGGAGCUGCUACUUAGCUGUGGGAAGGAUGCUAAAAUUCUCUGCUCCAACCCUAACACGGGCGAGGUGCUGUAUGAGUUGCCCACAAACACACAAUGGUGCUUUGACAUCCAGUGGUGUCCCAGGAACCCCGCUGUCUUGUCUGCGGCUUCAUUUGACGGGCGGAUCAGCGUUUACUCCAUCUUGGGAGGUAGCACGGAUGGCUUGAGGCAGAAGCAAGUUGACCAGCUUUCAUUGUCUUUUGGGAACCUCGAUCCAUUUGGUAUGGGACAGCCACUCCCACCCCUGCAGCUUCCCCAGCAAACCGCCCCACAGAGUGUCAUUUUGCCCCUAAAGAAACCACCCAAAUGGAUCCGACGACCUGUGGGAGCAUCGUUCUCGUUUGGAGGCAAGCUGGUUACAUUUGAGAAUGCCAAGUCUCAGCAGCAGCCAGGCAUUGAGCAGCAGCAGCGUCACCAUGUCUACCUGAGCCAGGUUGUUACAGAGAAGGAAUUCCUGGCCCGCUCGAACCAGCUGCAAGAGGCUGUGCAGUCUGAAGGCUUUGUCAGCUACUGCCAGAAGAAAAUUGACAUGGCCCAGGCUGACUUUGAGAAAAACGUGUGGGCCUUCUUAAAGGUGAACUUUGAAGAAGAUUCACGUGUUAAAUACCUUGAGCUCUUGGGAUACAGGAAGGGGGAUCUGAGGAAGAAGAUUACAUCCGCUCUGAAUAAAGAGGGUCUUGCAGAUGGUGACUUUGGAGAGACUCCUGCAGAAUCUGAUGAAUCUGUGCCGAACAAGGGGGACGAAGGCCAGGCUACAGAGGAGCAGUUCUUGGGAGAGAGAGUGAAUGACCAUAAACAAGAAACUGAAGAUUUGGGAUCUGCAAAGAAGACAUUUAACAUCUCUGUUAGUGGAGAUGUGGACGGUUUGAUUACCCAGGCUUUGCUGACGGGUAACUUUGAGAGCGCAGUAGAUCUCUGCUUGCACGAUAACCGCAUGGCUGACGCCAUUAUCUUGGCCAUCGCAGGCGGACAAGAGCUGCUUUCUAGGACACAGGAAAAGUACUUUGCUAAGAUGCAGAGCAAAAUUACCAGGCUUAUCACUGCAGUGGUAACAAAGAACUGGGAAGAGAUUGUGCAGUCUUGUGAUCUGCAGAAUUGGAGAGAGGCUUUGGCUGCUGUGCUCACUUAUGCCAGGCCAGAUGAGUUUGCAGCCCUUUGCGAUCUCCUGGGUAACAGGCUGGAGAGCGAGGGGGACAGCCUUCUGCAGACACAGGCUUGUCUCUGUUACAUUUGUGCUGGCAACGUGGAAAAACUCGUUGCUUGUUGGACCAAAGCUCAGGAUGGAAACAGCCCCUUAUCCCUUCAGGAUUUAAUAGAGAAAGUUGUAAUCCUGCGCAAAGCCGUGCAGCUCACCCAGGCUGUGGACCCUAAUGCUGUGGGGGCCCUUUUGGCCGAGAAGAUGAGCCAGUACGCCAACCUCCUGGCUGCCCAGGGCAGCAUUGCUGCAGCUUUGACCUUCCUCCCUGCAAACACCAACCAGCCAAACAUCAUGCUGUUACGGGACAGGCUUUGCAGAGCCCAAGGGGAGCUCCCAGUGGGACAGGAGGCCCUCAAGGCACCAUAUGAGAGACAGCCCAUGCCCAAAGGACAAGCUGCCCCUGUGGCUGGACAGAUGCAAGGGCCCCAGGCUCCAGCCCAGCAGUAUUACCAACAGGUUAGAAUUGCCCCUACUGUCACUACCUGGAGUAACAAAACUCCUACUGCCCUUCCCAGCCAUCUUCCUGCAGGCUGUCCCUCUGACACACAGGGAGACAACCCACCUGCUCCAGGGUUUAUCAUGCCAGGUGCUGUUAACCCCAACAUGCCACUGCAGCAAGCCACAUCUUCCAAUUACAGCAUGUACUCGCAAGCAGGGGCCCGGCCAACGUACCCGCAGACAUAUCAGGCCACACAGCAGUACUCUUGUGGAACAGGGGGACCAGCUCUCUACCAGCCUCAGCAGCCUAUCGCUGUCCCUUCUUACCCAAACCCUGCCCCUAACACCACGACUCCCUACCUGCCCUCUGCCUCUGCCCAUUCUGUGCCCUCCCCGCUCUACCCUGGGCAGCCUCAACCCUCCCCAACAAGCCUGAAUCCCAUCUCUUCCUUCCCUCUUCCUCCUUCUGCUGCAUCCUUUCAGCAUGGCAGGCCAGGACCUCCAGCAACUUCUGUGGCCUAUGCAUUACCUGCUGGACCAACAGGUACUCUGCCUGCAACCAGUGAACUUCCUGCAUCCCAGAGAACAGGGCCUCAGAAUGGCUGGAAUGACCCUCCCGCCCUGAACAGAGCUGCCAAGAAGAAGAAGGUCCCUGAUAACUUCCUGCCCCCAGUUCCCAUCACCUCCCCCAUCAUGAACCCGCUGGCAGAUCCACAGUCUCAGAUGCAGCAGCCUCCGGCUCCAGCACCACCCACAGUUGCACCCAGCUUCCAGCCUCCGCACCUCCCUGCAGGACAGCUGGUGCUACAGGGUGGCUACCCACCUGCUUCCCAGCCCCUGGGGCCAUGCAUCAUGCCACCUGCUGUUUCCAAACCCAGCACAGAGGGGGCCCCUGGGGCCCCAAUUGGCAAUGCCAUCCAGCAUGUGCAGGCACUGCCAACAGAGAAGAUUACAAAGAAGCCCAUCCCUGAGGAGCACCUUAUUCUGAAGACUACGUUUGAAGCUCUUAUCCAGAGGUGCCUGCUGUCUGCCUCUGAUCCGCAAACCAAGAGGAAACUAGAUGAUGCAAAUAAACGCCUGGAAUUUCUAUAUGACAAACUUAGGGAACAGACACUCUCUCCAACCAUCAUUAGCGGUUUGCACAACAUUGUGAAGAGCAUUGAAACACACAACUAUCAGGAGGGACUGAACAUCCACACGCACAUAGUCAGCACCAGCAACUUCAGCGAGACCUCUGCUUUCAUGCCCGUUCUGAAAGUUGUCCUCACCCAGGCCAAUAAGCUGGGUGUUUGAAGUAACCCUGCAUUUGCAAAGCCUUGACGGUUGCUUUUCCAAAGAAGUGCAUUUCUCCAGCAAAUAUGCAGGAAAUGGACCAAAUGCUAGUCCUUAUGGCACGUGGCAGUAGAGCGCUGACAAAUGGCAUUACACUCUCCCUGCAAAAUACUUCAUUCUAGGAGGGCUGUGGAGCCCUGGUGCUUUUCUUUUUAUUUUAAUCCUUUUCCUAUCCCUAAUGAUUCUUGUCUACAAAUAGUAUAUUUAAUGGAUGAUGCCCAAUAUUGUCAAUUUUUAGAUGCAUGUUAUACUGCUGAACAGUGGCUUUUAAUAACAGAUGUAUGUGUUAAAACAACAACAUAGGUUGUGUACCAGACCCUAAAACAGAUUAUUCCCUUCCACCCCACUGUUCCUUACCCACCAGAUUAAAGAGUCUGAUUGUAUUAUAACUGUAUUUGGUCUUUUAUUUUAUGAAGCUGCUUGCAGUUCUGUUAUUACAAUUUACAUGUUAAAUAGCUUAAAUUUGCACUGGGGCAAAUGAGCAAAAUAAAGGCUAAUGUGGUAUUUUCAAUAAAUAUUAAUUUAUUAAAAUGUG